AUUUUCAUUUUUUUAGAUAGUGAUUGUGCAUUGAGAAAGUGAUGAAAUGUAAUGAUAAUGUCUGGUUAGAUUGGCAGAAGAAAACAAAGAAUGUGUAGCUGGAGCUAACGCAGUAAAAAUUUGAGUAAGAAAAAUGAGUUAUUGAAUGAUGAAAUUUUGUGGGCCUGUUCUGUUAAAAAUGUUAUUAUCAGGUAGGACACACGGUUAACUGGGUUUUGUUGGAAUUAGAAAUUACAUUUUGAGUAACUACUAUUAUUGUUGAUUGUAGGUUUCUGGGUUUUUCUCUUUGUUUGGUUUCUUUAUUGUCUCUUUUAUAUCUCACUAUCCAAAACCCUAAUUACCAUCACUGUUCAAUUCACCAUCGCUUUAAUUUCUGUCAGCAAUUCACAAGCGUCCAAUUUUUUGAAUUGCGGGGCAAAUCACCAUUGAAUUCUUCACGUUCACUGCUGGGGUUUUGUGAUUUUUAUUGGAGGUGAUCUCUGGUUCAGCACUCUUGGCCUCUUUUGGGGUUCCUCUGUUUUUUUCUCUUCUUCCUUACUUCUAUAGCCUGACACAUCCUUUUUUUCCCAUAAUUUAAGUAUAUCAUCCAUCCAGUUGGUGAUGCCAAAUAUAGAAAUAAUUCAGAUCCAAAUUUCAAGAGCUGUUCUAGAAAAUUCCCGCUUUUAGAGAUUGGCUUAUAGGUUAGCCCAUCUUUUAAAGCACCUUUGCAGAUUUCUUUCCUUGUGUUGUGAGUGUGUUCUGGAUAGGGGAUUCAAACACAUCUAGAUGACCGUGGAUGAAGUGGGUUGUAGCUCUUUGUGGACCAGAGAGCAGGAUAAGGCAUUCGAGGAUGCGCUUGCAACAUAUCCUGAGGAUGCUCUAGAUCGGUGGGAGAAAAUUGCAGCUGAUGUACCUGGGAAAACUCUAGAAGAGGUUAAAGUUCACUAUGAACUUCUGCUUGAAGAUUUGAAUCAGAUUGAAGCUGGUUGUGUGCCUCUGCCUAACUAUUCAGAGGGUUCAGCGAGCCAUGCUGGCGAUGAAGGAACUAGUAAGAAGAGUGGCCACCUGGGGCAUCAUAGCAGUGAGUCUACACAUGGAAAUAAGGCGUCCCGGUCGGAUCAAGAACGUCGUAAAGGAAUUGCUUGGACAGAGGAUGAGCACAGGUUAUUUCUUCUUGGUUUGGACAAAUAUGGGAAAGGUGAUUGGCGAAGUAUUUCAAGAAACUUUGUUGUGACGAGAACACCUACACAAGUGGCUAGCCAUGCACAAAAGUAUUUCAUUCGUUUGAACUCGAUGAACAAAGAUAGGAGGCGAUCCAGCAUACAUGACAUCACCAAUGUUGGCAAUGGAGAAAAUUCAGCGCCCCAAGGCCCAAUAACUGGUCAGACAAAUGGUUCUGCUGCAGGAGGUUCUGUUGGCAAAGUGGGCAAACUACCACCUCAUCAUCCUGCUGGACCCCCAGGAAUUGGUGUGUAUGGUCCCCCAACCAUGGGUCAACCUAUAGGAGGGCCCCUUGUUUCAGCGGUUGGCACCCCUGUUAAUCUUUCUGCCCCUGCACACAUGGCUUAUGGUGUUAGAGCCCCAGUACCGGGAACGGUAUCAGGAGUGUUACCUGGCGCACCAAUGAGCAUGGGUCCUAUGACAUAUCCAAUGCCACCCACAACUGCUCAUAGGUGAUAUGCAUGGUCUAGUUGCAGACUCUAUAAAGACAGAAGCCUAGUGGCGUGUUAACGCUGGGUUAGUGCCUUAGUGGCGCCUCCAUAUUAGCCUGAAUAAGAAUGCACACGUGCUAGCAAAAGUUGUCUGUCAUUUGUUUAUUCUGUUAGCAAAAUCAAAUAAGCCAAUAGGGAGGUAAACUAGAUGCAUUUGUAUAGGCAGCGGCUAUGGAAAAUAUGUCAGCAUUUAUGGCUAGGACAGCAAUUUAGAUGCCUUUUUUGGUUUUACAUUACAUUGUUUGGUUUCAUUAGUAGUCAGUUAAUGGUAUUUUAUUCUUAAUGGCCAAGGUUGUAAAGAAUCCAUAUUUACUUUUUUUACUGCUUUGAGUUGGCACAUAUUGUGCUUAGCCUAGCUA
This is a messenger RNA of Manihot esculenta (cassava), 2050 nucleotides long. RefSeq names its product transcription factor SRM1. The record is from RefSeq and is a predicted model, not a curated record. Lineage: Eukaryota; Viridiplantae; Streptophyta; Magnoliopsida; Malpighiales; Euphorbiaceae. Gene Ontology annotation, molecular function: DNA binding. The transcript has 3 exons. The coding region runs from base 766 to 1656 and encodes 296 amino acids.